Messenger RNA from Peronospora belbahrii, 381 nucleotides. The record is from the annotation of a GenBank genome assembly. Lineage: Eukaryota; Oomycota; Peronosporomycetes; Peronosporales; Peronosporaceae.
AUGCGCCGGCGUUUAUGUCAAAGCGAAGGACAUCGCGCUGACAUCAUCGUUCAGGAUAUCACCUGCAAUUACAUGAUGCUUUCUCUGAAACUAAAACAGAUUACUCUGCAGAGCACUCGUAUCACGCUGCAGACAAUACCAGUGAGUCAGCAGGUAAGCUUCUACCAGCUCGAUAAAGUGAUCCGAUUCGUGCUUGACUCCAUCGCAAAGCGGUGGAUUGGCAGAAAAACAGAGCGUAAACCGUUGCCCAGCUCUUUCCGCACAACCUGUACGCGGCUUCAUUGGGCUGCAAAGAUAUCCAGCACGCUAAAGAGUUCUCAGCAGAGUUUGUGGUCACGAAUCAGCUCGCAACCUGGUUGUUUUAGGAUGAGAUCUUCCUAG